AGGAACUAUUACAUCGGUUUUUUCCCUGAAAGGUUUUUGAAAUGACUAGCCAAAGUAUUGAUAGGAGUAGCCCUAUAGGGACUCUCUCGUUGCUGCGUUCCGCUUUGCUGUUGGGUCUUCUUCACAUUGGAGCACCAGAGGCGAGGAGGCUACGGGGCAGCCGCGCGCAACACCGGAGAGACUCGGUCAUGCCGUCCCCACCGUUAACGUACAGGGACCGUGUAGUAGAGGGGACCGGAGCCGGUGAGAGCUUCCCGUUAGACUUCACGGCCGUCGAGGGGAACAUGGACAACUUUAUGACCCAAAUUAAAAACCUGGCGCAGUCACUGUACCCGUGUUCGGCGCAGAAGCUGGACCAGGACAUGAGGCUGCACUUCUUGGACAAUUCCUCUGUGACGUGUAACGAUGGAUCACCAGCUGGGUAAGUGGAAAAGUUUAAAGUCUGAAUUGGCCUGAAUUAAAGUCGCCUAAACUUCACUUUUCAACAUACCACAAGUAGCCUAAACUCACAUGAAAAUCACAUACUUUUGUUGUGCGUAUUGGCUUUGACACAUCUUUCCAGUUGUCUAUCAGACGCAAUGGUUGAGUGAAAGCCAGUCCAUCUAUCACCACCACAACAACUUUUCCUGCCCUUCAUGUCACUCCGGAUGUGACCGAAAUGGAUAAAAAUGAAAAAGAUCAGAGGACGGGCGCUCUCUGAGAUCUAUGUCGGAGCUCAAGAGAGCGAGAGCCCGGACCGCGAGAUCAGAUGCAUGCCUCUCAUCAAUGGAACGUUUGACAAAAGGAAUUUUGUGGAGGGAGAGCAAGCGAGGCCACAGUGAAAAGAAUGCCUUUCAUGUACAGCGGGCGACAGGCAAACAAUGUAUAGCUUUUGUGGUGGUUGGUUGUAUAUUUAGUGGCGUUUAUUUGCGUCACAGGUCUAGGAUCAGCUUACCCUCUCCAAACCCAUAUAACCUCAACCGUUUGAAGGGAAAACGCAAGACUGACUUCGGAUCAGAGUCUAUAUAGGGACACAUCUCAUCCUCUUGUAGGCUACAAUCCUUGUUGCCUUUGGCUUUUUAUAUCCCCAUUGCUUUUCUAGGACGUGAAAUUGAGGAGGGGACGCUGUGUUAUAACGGAAUGAAGCGACGCUAAUGGAUGAUUGUGAUGAAAGGUGUGAAAGUGAAAACUUUCCACAAAGCCAAAGCCCUGUUGUACUCUCAGAUCCACUUCCAGCCGCGACAGGUGCCCUGCAUGAAAGCGCCAUGACAUUUCUAGGGUGAUAGUGACCAAUAGAACAAACAUGGGCCGAUUUCUUCACGGGAAGAAAAUAGGGGUUAUCCUCAGUGUGAAAUACCAAUGUUUUGGUCAGAUAACUGUGAUAAUUGGAUUCGGGAAGUAGUGCUUUGAAAUCCUUAUGUUGUUUCACACCAGGUGUUGAGAGAAAGACUGCAUUUUGCCCGUUUUCUUUUUGUCUUCUCCAGUGUGAGAACAAGCUCACAAGUCAACUGAAGGUUGAAUAAUAUAAUAGGCCCUAUUAACACAGUUUGUUAUUCAUCUUUAAGAUCACUAUUCCAUUAUGAAGCGACGAGAGAUAGAACCAGAAAGAGAGUGUCACGAUCGUUGGUUAGAGAUGAGGACCAAGGCGCAGCGUUGCAGGCAAACAUACUCUUUAUUAGAGACACGAUCAAAAACAACAAAACGAAAACGUGACAGUUCACGGUCUAACACAACAGACUAGAAACAAGAUCCCACAAACUCUGUGGGGAAACAGGCUGCUAAAGUAUGGUUCUCAAUCAGAGACAACAAGCAACAGCUGAAUCACGUUGCCUCUGAUUGAGAACCACACUGGCCAACAUAGAACAACAAUACUAGAAUGUGAAACCUAGAACAAAACACAUAGACUUUACACACCCUGGCUCAACAUAUUAGAGUCCCCAGAGCCAGGGCGUGACAGUACCCCCCCCUAAAGGCGCGGACUCCGACCGCACCCACCAAAUACCACAGGGGAGGGACCGGGUGGGCACUCCGCUUAGGCGGCGGAUCCGGCUCCGGGCCUGAACCCCGCUCCCUCUCCAACCCCCCAAAGUACCCCUGGUCCGGUCUGGCCCCGCUGGCCGGAGCUGGACUGCACACUGGUGGAGCGGAUUGCUCUAGCUCCGGCGUGAAGCAUCUGACCGGUGCCGGACCAGCCACCGGUGGAACAGGCACGGGCCGUGCCGGACUGACGACGCACACCACUGGCUUGGUGUGGGGAGCAGGAGCAGGCCGAGCCGGCCUGACGAAACGCACCACUGACUUGGUGCGGGGAGCAGGAAUGGGCCGAGCCGGGCUGACGAAACGCACCACUGACUUGGUGCGGGGAGCAGGAGCGGGCCGGACCGGGCUGACGAAACGCACCACUGACUUGGUGCGGGGAGCAGGAACGGGCCGAGCCGGGCUGACGAAACGCACCACUGACUUGGUGCGGGGAGCAGGAGCGGGCCGGACCGGGCUGACGAAGCGCACCACUGACUUGGUGCGGGGAGUAGGAGUGGGCCGGACCGGGCUGACGAAGCGCACCACAGGCUUGGUGCGGGGAGCAGGAACAGGCCGGGCCGAGCUGGCGACGCGCACCGUAGACUUGGUGCGAGUGGCAGGAACGGGCCGGACCGUACUGGGAACACACACCACUGGCCCUACGUGGGGAUCAGGAACAGGCCGGACCGGACUGGCAACACACCCAAGUACCUCUCGCCGUGCCUCUACACCUUCCAUCCCCUCUUCGACCAGUGGCCCCCGUAAACUGGAGGCCUCCUCUGCCAACCCGCUGGGCCGCUCUAUCGCGGCCUCCUGCUGCCCCGACGUCGUGAGCCCCCCCCUAAACAUUUUCUGGGAGUCUCUCCUCCCCGUGGGCCAGGCCUCUAUGGUUCUCGCCCAACUCUCGCUCUUCUGCUUCCAAUUCCCGCCAUUCAGCUCCUCAUUCGGCUUGACCCAGUCGAAGCUCUUCCUCCACUGUUCCCAAGUCCACCCUCUCUGCUCCUCACUAGGCUGCUUGGUCCAGUUCGGGUGGGAUCUUCUGUCACGAUCGUCUAACAGAGAUGAGGACCAAGGCGCAGCGUUGCAGGCAAACAUACUCUUUAUUAGAGACACGAUCAAAAACAACAAAUCGAUAACGUGACAGUUCACAGUCUAACACAACAGACUAGAAACAAGAUCCCACAAACUCUGUGGGGAAACAGGCUGCUAAAGUAUGGUUCUCAAUCAGAGACAACAAGCAACAGAUGAAUCACGUUUCCUCUGAUUGAGAACCACACUGGCCAACAUAGAACAACAAUACUAGAAUGUGAAACCUAUAACAAAACACAUAGACUUUACACACCCUGGCUCAACAUAUUAGAGUCCCCAGAGCCAGGGCGUGACAGAGAGCGAGAUUCAGAUGAGUGUUUCAUCACAACGGAACCUCUCGUGAUCCCCCUCUAUCCCAAAUAAAGACCACAGACCCACAUCACUUCACAGAGGAGAGGGGAGAGAACGAGAGAGAGAGAGGGAGAGAACGAGAGAGAGAGAGAAUCAGCACACCAGCAAUUUUGAGUGUCUCCGCUCUCCAUUGAUGUGACUGUGCAUGUGUGUCAGCAGCAUCCAAAACCACAAGAGACCUCUCAAUAUACCCUCACUUGCGGCGCGCGAGGCCAUGCAGCGCCAGGCAGGCACGCUCUGGGCACUCAUGCAUGCCUACUCUCCCUGACAACCAGCGGAGAAAAUUACAACUGUCGCAUAUCCCUCCAACCACAAAUUGCUAAUUGCUCACGACGGAUUCAACCCUCUCUCAACCACACAGUCUGCCUCGAGAGUUACUGCAGAGAUGCAUGGAGCACGUUGAGGGCGAUGAAACAACCGAGAUCCAUUCAUUUUCAAUGAAGGAAGUGAAGUGGGCGGGGGGGAAAUUGGGUAAUGCGAGCAUGGGCGAGGGACGUGAACAGGGCAGGACCUAAAUUGGAAUAAACGUAACUUUAUCCAAAUACUCUGCAACAUCGCGUCUUGAUUGACCAAUCGAACCUCACUAUAACUUCCAGCCCCGACUGGACUAGGUGUUGAUACCUAGCAGUGCCUAGCAUGCUCGCUAGCACCCACAUGAGGGCGAAGCUAGCGUGGCUCUCUGUGUAGUGGAUCACUGCUGCUAAGGCUACACUUCUCCUCCAGCUGCCAUAGCGUGUGUAAAAACCCAUACAGUGAGAGGAGGGAGACUUCCAGCCUCCAAACCGAAUUUAUCAACAGCCACGGGGAGUUAUUAAGAACAUGUUGUCUGAAGAUGGGAGGAAUUUGCUCUCCCUGUGUUUCUUAAUGACUAAUUCAUCUUUUGACUUUGAACCCAACCUGUCGCCCCUCUCUACUCUUUCCCGCUUCAUUUUUAAAUGUCCAAUCUGGCAACCCAAAGUUAACAGUCAGAUUUUUAUAUAAAAUACUUAAUUUUCUCUCUCUCUCUCUCUCUCUCUCUCUCUCUCUCUCUCUCUCUCUCUCUCUCUCUCUCUCUCUCUCUCUCUCUCUCUCUCUCUCUCAAUUCAAUUUCAAUUUCAAUUUCAAUUUAAGGGGCUUUAUUGGCAUGGGAAACAUAUGUUUACAUUGCCAAAGCAAGUGAAAUAGAUAAUAAACAAAGGUGAAAUUAACAAUAAAACAUUUACAGUAAACAUUACACUCACAAAAGUUCCAAAAGAAUAAAGACAUUUCAAGUGUCAUAAUGAUGUGUUGUCAUAGUGUUGUAAUGUUGUGCAAAUAGUUAAAGUACAAAAGGGAAAAUAAAUAAACAUAAAUAUAGGUUGUAUUUACAAUGGUGUUUGUUCUUCACUGGUUGCCCUUUUCUUGUGGCAACAGGUCACAAAUUGUACUGCUGUGAUUGCACACUGUGGUAUUCCACCCAAUAGAUAUGGGAGUUUAUCAAAAUUGGAUUUAUUUUUCGAAUUCUUUGUGGGUCUGUGUAAUCUGAGGGAAAUAUGAGUCUCUAAUAUGGUCAUACAUUUGGUUAAGGGCUGUUGGUUAAGGGCUGUAAGUAAGCAUUUCACUGUAAUGUCUGCACCUGUUGUAUUCGGCGCAUGUGACCAAUAAAAUUUGAUUUGAUUUGAUUUGAUUUGACAUUUGGCAGGAGGUUAGGAAGUGCAGCUCAGUUUCCACCUCAUUUUGUGGGCAGUGUGCACAUAGCCUGUCUUCUCUUGAGAGCCAGGUCUGCCUUCGGUGGCCUUUCUCAAUUGCAAGGCUAUGCUCACUGAGUCUGUACAUAGUCAAAGCUUUCCUUAAUUUUGGGUCAGCCACAGUGGUCAGGUAUUCUGCCACUAUGCACUCUCUGUUUAGGGCCAAAUAGCAUUCUAGUUUGCUCAGUUUUUUUGUAAAUUCUUUCCAAUGUGUCAAGUAAUUAUAAUUUUGUUUUCUCAUGAUUUGGUUGGGUCUAAUUGUGUUGCUGUCCUGGGGCUCUGUGGGGUCUGUUUGUGUUUGUGAACAGAGCCCCAGGACCAGCUUGCUUAGGGGUCUUUUCUCCAGGUUAAUUUCUCUGUAGGUGAUGGCUUUGUUAUGGAAGGUUUGGGAAUCGAUUCCUUUUAGAUUGUUGUAUAAUUUAACGUCUCUUUUCUGGAUUUUGAUAAUUAGCGGGUAUCGGCCUAAUUCUGCUCUGCAUGCAUUAUUUGGUGUUUUCCGUUGUACACUGAGGAUAAUUUUGCUGAAUUCUGCAUGCAGAGUCUCAAUUUGGUGUUUGUCCCAUUUUGUGAAUUCUUGGUUGGUGAGCAGACCCCAGACCUCACAACCAUAAAGGGCAAUGGGUUCUAUAACUGAUUCAAGUAUUUUUUAGCCAGAUCCUAAUUGGUAUGUAGAAUUUUAUGUUCCUUUUGAUGGCAUAGAAGGCCCUUCUUGCCUUGUGUCUCAGAUCGUUCACAGCUUUGGGGAAGUUACCCGUGGCGCUGAUGUUUAGGCCCAGGUAUGUAUAGUUUUUUGUGUGCUCUAGGGCAACGGUGUCUAGAUGGAAUUUGUAUUUGUGGUCCUGGCAACUGGACCUUUUUUGGAACACCAUUAUUUUUGUCUUACUGAGAUUUACUGUCAGGGCCCAGGUCUGACAGAACCUGUGCAGAAGAUCUAGGGGUUUAUCUCUCUCUCUCUCUCUCUCUCUCUCUCUCUCUCUCUCUCUCUCUCUCUCUCUCUCUCUCUCUCUCUCUCUCUCUCUCUCUCUCUCUCUCUCUCUCUCUCUCUCUCUCCUCUCUCUCUCUAGUCUGUUUCUGUCGUCUGUCUGUCUGUCUGUCUGUCUGUCUUGUCUGUCUGUCUGUAUGUCUGUAUGUGUCUGUCUCUCUUCUUUCUCUAUCUCUUUCUCUGUCUGUUCUCUGUCUCGUCUCUCUGUCUGUUUCUUCUCUCUCUUUCUCUGUCUGUUUCUCUCUCCUCUCUCUCUUCUCUCUCUCCUCCUGCUCUCGUCUCUGUCUCUGUCUCUGUCUCUGUCUCUGUCUCUGUCUCUGUCUCUCUCUCUCUCUCUCUCUGUCUCUGUCUCUCUGUCUCUCUGUCUCUGUCUCUCUCUCUCUGUCUCUCUCACCCAUUCUCAUUUCCAGCAGCUGUCCAGUAGAGACACAGUUAAUCCUCUUUAACCUAAAACACCUGGCAUACCUCUCACUAAUGGAGAUGGAUAGCUGCAGAACAGGGGCAGGAGUAUGUGUGUGUGAACCGUUCACGCCAUCACCCUGCCUGUUCAUAACAGCACAUCCUCAUGCAUACAACCCAACGAAGUGUCCCUUGUUUAUGUGUGUGUGUCUGGCUGCCAUGCCGGACCCCUAGUCAUCAGUCUGAUUGAAUGUAGUGUAACUACCCUGUGGUGAGGCCUUUCUACAUGCAUUACACUAAUCCAAUCAUUAAUAAUGGCCCUGGGUUCCUUUGAUAUAGGCGUCCAAACAGGCCCCUGUUGAAAGAGUGUUUUAGUGUCUAAAUGGGCCCUGUCUGUCUGUGUGUGUUUUAGCUGUGAAACCAGAGCCAAGUGUUUCAAGUCUAGUUCAAAGCAAAAGCCAGAAGGACCGUUCUGGAGUGGUCUAUAACACAAACCCAACCAACUGUGUUCUGGAGUGGUCUAUAACACAAACCUAACCAACUGUGUUCUGGAGUGGUCUAUAACACAAACCCAAAACCAAUCUGUGUUCCGGGAGUGGGUCUAUAAACACAACCAACCAACUGUGUUCUGGAGUGGUCUAUAAACAAAACCCAACCACUGUGUUCUGGAGUGGUCUAUAACACAAAACCCAACCAACUGUGUUCUGGAGUGGUCUAUAACACAAACCCAACCAACUGUGUUCUGGAGUGGUCUAUAACACAAACCCAACCAACUGUGUUCUGGAGUGGUCUAUAACACAAACCCAACCAACUGUGUUCUGGAGUGGUCUAUAACACAAACCCAACCAACUGUGUUCUGGAGUGGUCUAUAACACAAACCCAACCAACUGUGUUCUGGAGUGGUCUAUAACACAAACCCAACCAACUGUGUUCUGGAGUGGUCUAUAACACAAACCCAACCAACUGUGUUCUGGAAGUGGUCUAUAACACAAACCCAACCAACUGUGUUCUGGAGUGGUCUAUAACACAAACCCAACCAACUGUGUUCUGGAGUGGUCUAUAACACAAACCCAACCAACUGUGUUCUGGAGUGGUCUAUAACACAAACCCAACCAACUGUGUUCUAGAGUGGUCUAUAACACAAACCCAACCAACUGUGUGUGUGAAUGAAUGUAGAUGCUCAGAAAUACAUACAUUGUGUGUGUGUGUGUGUGUGUGUGUGUGUGUCGGUGUCUGCCAACGCUGCUUUUUUCCAGUCUAAUAAACAUUUCUUCCCCAGUUGACACUGAACUAUGUGAUUCUGUCAGAUGUCCCACUGAAGAAGGAGCAGGAGAGAAACACACACACACACACACACACACACACACACACACACACUUUUAAAACCGUUUGUUUUUGUAUUGUCCUGUAUAGGUACUACAUGAAGGAAUCUAAAGGCAGCAAGAGAUGGCUGAUAUUCUUGGAGGGUGAGUUGAGAGGUUUAAGACUUCCAAAUGCUCGGCUAUUUGUCUGUUGUAUUUUUCAAUCCAAGGCAUGUUACAGGGCAGAGCACUGUACAGCCGACAAUGUGCCUUUUAAAGGUAAAGCACGUUUGAGCUGACAAUCAGUGUUUAUCAUGACACUAACGGAAGGGAAAUUACCUUUAAAAGGUCCAGUGUCCUGCUCUAUAACCAGCCUUGGAUCGAAUCCUGGCCCCAGUGCUAUGUUGUUGUUGUUGUUGUUGUUGUUGUUGUUGGAUGGUACUGUAUGUCAUGUGUAAUGUUGUUGUUGGUCUGUGUAGGUGGAUGGUACUGUAUGUCAUGUGUAAUGUUGUUGUUGGUCUGUGUAGGUGGAUGGUACUGUUUCAACAGACAGACUUGUGACACCAGGUACCAGACAAUGAGGAGAUUCAUGAGCUCCCUCAAGUGGCCACGCACCAGAACAGGUCAGCACACUGUUAUAAACACUUAUUACAAGCACAUUACAUCUUUAUUAAUGGCAAUAGCUAGUAAUACUGUCGCUAUAACCUGUGCUAUUGGUGUUCAGAGUCAGACGUCACCAGAACACUGUUACAACAUGCUUAUUACACGUUUAUGAACUAAAUUAAAAACGUUGUUUUUAGUAAUUUAGCAGACACUCUAAUCCAGAGAAACUUACAGUAGUGAGUGCAUACAUUUUCAUACUUUUUUUCAUACUAGUCCCCGGUGGGAAUCGAACCCACAACCGUGGCGUUGCAAGUGCCAUGCUCUACCAACUCAGCCACACGGGACUAUAGCUUAUGAACUAGUAAUAAAGCUGCAAUAUGUAACUUUACAAGUUCAUUACAUGUUUAUUAAUGGCAAUAGCUAGUAAUACUGUUGCUAUAACCUGUACUAUGGGUGUUCAGAGUCAGUCUUCACCAGAACACUGUUACAACAGGCUUAUUACACGUGGUAUGAACUAGUAAUAACUAGUGUUAAGUGUUAUAACCAGUCAAAAGUAGGCUUAUGAUCUGUCUGCUCAGGGACAUGCUGCAAAAACAAAUUCACUCUUUAAAAAUGUCUUCAUUGGCCCAGUACAGGCUGUAGAGGGAAAAGCCCCAGAUCUCAGGUCAUAUAAAUGUUAGUGUUUCCUAUUAAUCAGUAGAACUCAGUCAGUCUGUCUGAUUUAGUUACCUAAAUUAAUCUCACACUCACAAGUACCUCUUUCUUCUCUCUCCCUCUCCCCCCCCUUCUCAUAUUUCCACCCCACCCGUAGCUGAGAGACUAGAGCUCACUCUCUCUCUCUCUCUUCAUCUCUUUUCUCUCUCAUCAUCUCAUCUCACUCCCCCCCCCACCCCCCUCUCCCCCCCCCCCCUCUCUCUCGCUGUAUCUCCCUCUCUGUCAUUCUCUGUCUCUAGGUACAGGUAUUCUGUCUCCUCAGCCAGAGGAGAACCCCUAUUGGUGGAAUGCCAACACGGUGUAAGAACUCCAUCCCUCCUUUCUUCUUCUUUGUCUGAUUCCUUCUUCUCCCUCUUCUAUCGCUCUUCUCGCCCUUCUUGCAUAUUGAUGAGUGUGUGUGUGCGCCCAUAUGUGUGUUUAUUUGUUUACAGUGUUUGUGUGUGAAACGGUUGGUGUUUUUUCUUGUCAAGAGUAUGAGUCAGUAAAGGUGUGCUGCAGCUCUUUACUAAACAACCUCUUCCUCCCUCUCUGGAAAACUCUGACUGAGUCUCUGUGUGUUAUGGUUUCCUAACUCUCUCUUCUGCUCUAUCUCUCUCUCUCUUCUCUUUCUCUCUCGUAUCUCUCUUCUCUCUAUCUCUCUCUCUCUCUCUCUCUCUCUCUCUCUCUCUCUCUCUCUCUCUCUCUCUCUCUCUCUUCUCUCUCUCUCUCCCCCUAUCUCUCUCUCUCUCUUUCUAGGUUCAUCCCAUACUGCUCUAGUGAUGCCUGGAGUGGAGCCUUAGCAAAGACUGACCAAAGUAGGGAACAUCAGUUCAAGUAUAUAGUGCAAUCUAUAUGGUAUAGGAUGCCACUUUGGAAUAACACUGCAUUUUAUUUCAAAUAAUUCAAGACAUUUAAGUGAUAAUGCCAGAGAAGCCAGUGUUUGUGUUCCGGUAAACCGUGCCAAUAUAUCCUCCAAACACCGGCUUCGAGGGCAUUAUACAUUUUAUACAACGGGUUACCAACAUAUUCAAAUAAUGAUUUACAUAUUUUCAUUAAAAAAACAUUAUUUUUAUUAAUUUAUUCAUACUAUUUGAUCCUUCUACAAGAUAUAGUCCCGACACAAAUCUAGGGUUGCUACCCAAGCUGGCUGGUCAUUUGUUCUAUCGGUUCGGUUGGCAGAGACGCCACCCAGUCGUUCAUUCUAAAUGUUCCAUUGCCAUACUGGCUGGCAACGUUCUUAUCCCUUGCUUGCUAGCUAGCUAACUACGGCUAACUUACAGUCACGUCAAACAGUGCAACCAGAAUAACAACAAAGAAGCUGCAUUCGUUGAACCUGUUUUCUAGUGACAUAAAAUUUGGAUACAUCCAUAACAAUUAGCUAAUGAUGUGCAAUUUAACCUGGCAUAGAAAAUGUGCUCUCUCGUCAGGACACGGUUGUUCAGAGGAGCUAGCCAACAACACAGCUACCACAAUCACUUCAAACUGAAGCUGGAAAGACUUCAAACUAACUGCACUUUGUUUAGUUUGAACUGUUUUCUAUUGACAUUUCUUUGUAUAUAUACAAAAAAAGAUGCUGAUUCAUGAUUUCGACUGGCUGAGAAAUGCUCAGUGCCUGUCUGUCUUGUCCCGAAACGUUCAUUACUAUAGGACAGCUGGAGAUCGAAUUUGAAUAUUGAAACAAUGUUGCAAAUGUCGGAGAGACAGACAGCAAGCUUUAUACAUAUCUCCGCUGUUGAAAACUAAAUGUUAGUCUAAAAGAAAUGGGAGAUAAUGUCUAGAUGCUUUUGAUAGUGGACAUCAAGUUUACAAAUGGCCUGGCUGGGCUGAUGAGACAGUGGAUUGCGCAGUCAGAUGGAACAGAGUAAAUAGGCAUUUCAAAGUCAUAGCUUUAGCCGGUGGUAACCAAUCAGCAUUCAGGAUUAGACCCACCCGUUGUAUAACAAGCUAUCAAUCAAUGUGUCUACUGUGCCUGUCUUCAUGUUGCUUUGUGUGUGUGUGUGCGUGUGUUUCUCUCUGUGUGUGCGUGCGUAGGUGACUAUGCGUUCAUGGGCUCAGUGAUCAUUGAGGAGGUGGUGAAUGAGCUGCUUACUAAAGGACUGGACAGUGCUAAGGUCCUGCUGCUGGCUGGGAGCAGGUCAGGACACUGUGUGUGUGUCUGAUACUUUACUUACUUGGACAUCCGUCUGUUUAUCCCUCUGGACCGCUCCAAUUGUCCUAAUUUCCCUCUCUCUGGAUUACUGAAUGGGUCUCUCUCUCUCUCUCUCUCUCUCUCUCCCUCUCCUUUCCCUCCUCCCUCGCUCCUUCCCUCCCCUCCUCCCUCGCUCCCUCCCUCCCCUCGCUCCCUCCCCUUGCUCCCUCCCUCGCUCCCUCCCCCCUCUCUCGCUCCCUCACUCCUUCCCUCUCCCUUCCCCCUCCCCCCCCCCCCCCCCUCCCUCCUCCUCCCCCUCCUUCUUUCUCCUCUCCUCCCUCUCUCCCUCUCUCCCUCCCUCCCUCUUUCUCCUCCAGUGCGGGGGGUACAGGUGUACUACUGAACGUGGACCGUGUGGCGGAGCACCUGGAGACCCGGGGACACAGGGAGAUUCAGGUCCGGGGUCUGGCUGACUCUGGCUGGUUCCUGGAUAACAAGCAGUACAGAUCUACAGACUGUCACAGCACCAUCAGCUGUGACCCUACUGAGGCUAUCAGGAGAGGAAUCAGGUGAGAGAGAGAAGAGGGGAGGGAGGGAGGAAGGAGGGAGGGAAGGAGGGAGGGAAAGCAAUAGAGAUCUAUACACUGCCACGAUACCAUCAGCUGUGCCCCCAUCAUGAGAGGAAUCAGGUGAGAGGGAGAGGGGGGAGAGAGGGAGAUGGAGAGAAGGAGAUGGAGAGAGGGAGAGUGACAACUGUGACUAUACUUCCUGUUUCCUGUCUAGGUACUGGGGUAGUGUGGUGCCAGAGAGCUGCAGACAGACUCACAUAGGAGAGGAGUGGAACUGCUUCUUUGGAUAUAAAGUCUACCCCACGCUCAAGAGUAAGAGUCUCUCUAUCACUCUCUCUCUCUCUCUCGCUCUCUCUCUCUCUCUCUCUCUCACUCUCUCUCGCUCUCCAGUGUUAUUUGAUGAGGCCCAGCUAAGAGUAGACCUCCCUCCCUCCCCCUCUCUCUCUCUCCUCUCCCUUCCUCCCCCCCUCUCUCCAGGUCCAGUGUUUGUGGUCCAGUGGUUAUUUGAUGAGGCCCAGUUAACAGUAGAUAACAUCCACCUGACUGGUCAGCCGGUCCACGAGGGACAGUGGAGAUACAUACAGAAUCUGGGCAACGAGCUGAGGAACACACUCAAAGACGUCCCGUAAGACACACACACACACACAGGAAUGUACACACACACAUUGGACAGUACACACAGAGACACACACACAAUAAUGUACAAACACACAUACACACACACACCAUAACUUCGUGUUUUAUUCCAUAAAGAAUGUUAAUGUUAUGUGGAAUGUUAACUCUCCUCUGAUCACAUUGAUUGAUCUGUCUGUUCUGACUGACAGGGCCCUGUUCGCUCCAGCCUGCCUAUCCCAUGAGGUCAUCACCAGGAAGUGAGUGAACAGUCACUAAUCAUAACUUCCUCUUAGAUUAGACAUAUAAUAACUGUGUCUUAGAUUAUCAUAACCUUUACUUGGAGCUAUGCAAAAAAUGAGUGACUUGACCUGUACCUCUCUCAUUUCUAACCUCCUUUCCACUCCCUCCCCCCAUUACCAUAGUUACUGGAUGGACGUCCAAGUCAAAGGAACCUCCCUCCCCAGAGCCCUACACUGCUGGGACCGUGGUCUCCAUGACAACAACCUCCACCAAAGAUCCUCCAACAACAACACCCAUAGCAACAAUCCUAACCCCACCCCCAACAAGGCUCUGCCCCCAGCUCCAAGGGGCUGUCCUCUGCGUCUGAUUGACAGUUGCCCCUGGCCUCACUGUAAUCCAACCUGUCCCACUAUAAGGGAUCAGAUCACCGGACAGGAAAUGAGCGUGAUCCAGUUCCUGAAACACAUGGGGUUUGAUGUUGCCAAGAUGGCCCAGCAACAGGGCAUGGACCCAGGGAAACUGCUGGGGAUGCUGAAUAACGGGAACUGAGCAGUGAGGGAAGCACACAUGUAGCUGAAAGGAAACAUGGAGGGACAGAUGGAUGGACACACUCACGGACAGAAGCACACACACCUGUACUACACACACAAAUAAGUUCAAAGAAACACACACUCACUCUGACACAGCAGGACAUGGACCUGCUCAACAAUGGCAACUGAAUGGACUGGAGUGAGGAGCGAUCUAGAAUGCUUUGGUGGAUUUGAACGGAACUCAAUGCAACAACAGAAUAGAAACAGAACUGAACUCUAAGCAACAGGACUGAACAAUACUGAGCGAACCCCAAAAGCAACAGAACUGAACAGAAAAAGUGACUGUGCUAAACUGAAAUGGACUCAACUCAAAACUGUGAGUGCAACUGAACUGAACUCAAUGGAUCUGAAUUCAUAACCUUGACUUGGUGCAACUCAAAUCAUUUUACUUGGUGCAACUCAAACCACCUCAACUCUGAACGCAGCUGGACUAGUGUCUGCAACGGGACAGAACAAAACUCGACUUAACUCAACUGAAUAGAACUCAUUUAUUGUUAUUAGAACACAACGGAACUGCAAAGUUUGAGUUCAAACAACUGAACAAUGCUUUACUCAACGACGCUGAACUCAACUCAGCCAAACCUGCACAGAACUAAACUAUACUGAAAAAAAAUGUGGGUGUGGAAAGACAUACAUAAAUGAAAAGUCAUCCGUUUUAAGGAUACUACUCAACUAGUUUUUUUCUCUCUCUAGGGGCCUAUCCCAAAUGGCAUCAGAUUCCCCCAGUGCACUAUAAUUGUGAAUAGGGUGCAAUUUGGGAUGC
This is a messenger RNA of Coregonus sp. 'balchen', 14027 nucleotides long. The record is from the annotation of a GenBank genome assembly. Lineage: Eukaryota; Metazoa; Chordata; Actinopteri; Salmoniformes; Salmonidae.